Molecule: messenger RNA, 2174 nt
Organism: Mercenaria mercenaria
Lineage: Eukaryota; Metazoa; Mollusca; Bivalvia; Venerida; Veneridae
Product: serine-rich adhesin for platelets-like
Exons: 5
Coding region: 251-1768 (505 amino acids)
Source: RefSeq, a predicted model, not a curated record
AUGAGGACUUUUGUGAAAGAUGAUGUAUUUAUAUUGGAAUGUUUUGUCAGUAAUUGAAAAGUUUAUUAUCGGACCUUAUCGGCAUGCAUUCACUAACUUAUCUAAAGGAUCAAUAUAACUUCUCGAAAAAGACACGCACAUAUUUUGUCAUAUAAGAAAUUGGAAAUUUUAAGGAAAAAUGUUUAUAUAUAACAGCCGAUGUUGAUAACAAGAGAUUGCUCGGAAACAUAUAUAUCCUCUGGAAGUUGAAAUGGAAGGGAAGAAAAUCACUUUUAAUUUGAUUUUAUUGUUAGUGUCUAUGACAAAAUUUCUCAGUGAAGGCUGUGAAAUAGUGAGCGUACUCGACGGUAAAACGGUCGAUAUGUCUAAUGACUUUAAAGGAACAGUUUUAGCCGAGUCUGAUACGACCGAAGGACACUGUAAUGAUGACUGUUGUGCUACAGAAAAAUGUGUAAUAGCUUUAUACGAUACUAAAAAGGGACAGUGUACAUUGUUAGACUGCGAUCCAGUGGACUCCUGUCCUUUAAUAGAUUCAAAGAAAGAUGUUGUUACUUAUUUUGGUGAAGUGCAUGAUGCUAUGGUAAACACUACACAACAAACAACUACUGGAAAAAUUACAAGAACUGAAGUGAGCACGACUAACACACUAACUAAUGAAAACACUAGUACCAAAGUAAGCACAAGUAAGUUGAACACCACAGAUAAUGCCGAAAAUUCGACAAACACACCUGAAACAAGUUCAGGUUCAGCUUCUGAACAAUCAACAGGGGUAACUUCUACUUUUGUAUCUACUUCACCAACAUCAACACCAGUUUCAUCAUCAACAUUGUCAUCUGGAAAUUUAACAGCAUCUACAGCAUCACUGACUUCAUUAACAACGACCCAGUCUACCGCUUACACGGCAACUGGCAGUUCUUUCCCUCCCUCUACGUCGAUUAUAUUAACGGCAAUUACAACAUCCCUUCCAACCGGAAAACCCACACCGUUAACUGCAAAUGAGACUACGGUAUCUGGUUUGAAUGAAAUUCAUAAAAAUGAAACAAACGCAACUGAAAUUGAAGAAAAUAAAGUAACUGUUGAAAAUAAUACAUUAGAAACAAUUGUUCAAAACGUGUCAACUACAAGCAAAGUAAACACGAAUCCAGAACAUGAUAAUGAAACUACAGCACUAGUGACAGAAGAAACAGUCCAAACAACUUCAGAAAGGACUUUGUCGAAAUCUUCAACAAUGCCUUCCACCGUCACAACAUCGACAUUGUGGCUCUCUAACAUUUCAUCAGUUUCAUCGACAUUAACACUUCCUACAACUACAGUCUCAAAGCUUUCCACGACUUCAUUAUCGUCAUCGUCAACGCCAAUUUCAGCAAAUACUUUACCAUCAGCAAUAUCUACAUCUACAUCAUACUCCACAGCCACAGCUAAAUCUUCAGCAACUUCAUCAGCCACCAUUACAGCUUCCUCAAAAAGUUCAACAGCAGCAAAUACAUUAUCGGGAACAACAUCAUCAUCAUUAGAAACAUCGUCAUUUAGUUUCUGGACUUCGCCAUUUACGCCAAUAUCGUCUUCAACAUCUGGUACCAACCAGACUGAUCACCUGUCGGGCUCAGGGGAACCUGACAAGAUGUCGGGAACGCUCAUAGCUGCGUUAUGUAUAGGAAUAGUUCUAACCUUUGCAGUAGCAGUUUUAUUUGGAAAACGAGUAUUUGAUGCCUGGCAAAGAAGACACUAUAAUAAACUAGAUUAUUUGAUAAAUGGAAUGUAUGGUUAAGCUAGAUGUGAUAACGUGGGGCGGUGGGUUAUCCCUGUGUAGCUUCAAUACAAGUAAUGCGUAUAGUGAAAUGUUAUCCAGGCAUGCCACCGUUUAAUAGUGUAACGUAUGACUUUUUGAUACAUCAUAGACAAUGCAUUGUCUAUCAAUAUGGCUUCUCUUCAUUCGCCUUUUUGAGAUAAAGGACAGUUACCUUUUGGAAUUUGCUUUUACAUUUAAACCAAAAUAGAUACAUGUAUGACGUCAUAAAUUAUUUCAAAUCUGUUGAAAUAUUCGGAUGUGAGUCCGAUCCGUUAUUGAUGAUUGCACUCGUGCUGAUAUGUUUUGUUUUUAUUUGUUUUAAUAGUAUAAUGAUAUGACUUGUGUUUAACUUAUGAGUUAGUAAUUCAUUUGAUAUAACAACCUA